Molecule: messenger RNA, 1122 nt
Organism: Psilocybe cubensis
Lineage: Eukaryota; Fungi; Basidiomycota; Agaricomycetes; Agaricales; Agrocybaceae
Exons: 4
Coding region: 1-1122 (373 amino acids)
Source: RefSeq, a predicted model, not a curated record
AUGUCCAGCAUAAUAAUCGACGACUCGGACCUCUCUGCAGUGAAGUACGUUGGUAAUGGUUGGACCAAGGGUGGAACAUCGCAUGAGAAUGCAGGGACGGUGACUAGCUCAACUGAAGUCGGGGACUCCUUCAGCGUAACCUUUACGGGAACGAGAAUUACAGUCUUUGGAACUAUCGACUCAACCUCUCAGGGCGUUGUGACUAGCUACUCUGUUGAUGGAGCUCCUCCGCAACAGUUCACCUCCCCAGCAGGUUCAGGAGAUACAUAUAAGCAGCCCUUCUGGCAAUCACCACAAUUGAGUGCACAGCAACACAAUCUUGUAGUUACGAUGAUUAAAGUGAACCCUGUACCUGAUCAGGGAGAAGGCACUGUCUGGUUCGACUUCUUUCAGGUUGAUGCGAUUUCCCAGACAUCCAAUACCCCCAGCGGAAGCUCGACCUCUUCUCCAUCCACAUCAUCAGCUUUAACGCUUACACCUUCCAACCCACCCAACGAGACUUCAUCAAACUUACCUGCUGCUUCGCCAACGAACAAGAAGGGUAAUAUAGCACCCGCUGUGGGGGGCAUCGUUGCUGCUAUCGCAUUGUUGGCUCUUUUUAUCAUUUAUCUUAUAGUUCGGCGGCGCAGACGUAAUUUCAGGCACGAGGUCACCAGGCCUCCGAAGCCUGAAAUUGAUGCGAGCUUUACUCAAACGCCGGGUUAUAUGCCCUUACCUCUUGGCAAUUCUCAAGCCAAUUUUGCACCAACUAUGAACGGUACAGGACUUCAGACCAACUCACCAUCGAGCUACCGUCCGCCACCUCCCUCAUCAAUACCUCGAAGCUCGAUAUCUCCAUCAAACUAUAGUGUACCGGCGGGUCAAUCACUUCUGUAUUACAACAGCGAGGCGCAUGCAUCGUCCUUGGCAGUUAACCAACGGCCAUCGAUGUCCUCUGCUGUCUCCACGUCCCAUCCACCUACUGUUAACUCUAGGCCAUCCAUCAGCAAGGAUACCAAGACUACAAAUCCUUCAUUGACAAUGGCAUGGGUACCAGAACCAAUCCAACACGUCGACAGCGGUCUGCGAGUUGUCAACGUCCCAAAACCUGAGGAACUUCCACCCGUGUACAGUGCGCAGUAA